UAUCAUAACAUCCUUAGACUCUAGGCUUAACUUUUGAACUCUUUUCCAUGGGUGUGCCAUUGGUUAUUUUUUCAGUUUUCCUCGGCAUUAUAGCUGCUACAAUUGCGCUUCCUAAUGAACGUCACAAGCUCUCAGAAAAGUGCACGUUCAAUGAAGACUGUGCAACAGGACUAUUUUGUAGCUCUUGCAGUGUAGAAUUUAAAGGGUCAAGAUGUGUGAGAUCAUUGACAACAAACCCAUUCAAGCUUUUGAAUACAUCUCUGCCGUUCAACAAAUAUGCAUAUCUGACGACCCACAAUUCAUUUGCAAUUAAAAGAAGACCAAUUCCUGAUCCUACUCCUGUAGUAACAUUCACAAAUCAAGAAGACACUAUAUCUCAGCAAUUAUCUAAUGGAGUUCGUGCCCUUAUGUUAGAUACUUAUGACUUCAAAGGAGAUGUAUGGUUGUGUCAUUCAUUUGGAGGGAAAUGUCAUGACUUUACUGCAUUUGAACCUGCUAUAAAUGCUUUGAAGGAAGUGGAGAAUUUCCUAUCAUCAAAUCCAUCAGAAAUUGUGACACUAAUAUUAGAAGACUAUGUUGAAGUACCAAAUGGAUUAACCAAUGUAUUCAUAGCUUCUGGAUUGAUAAAAUACUGGUUUCCUAUCUCUAAUAUGCCUAAAGAUGGCAAAGAUUGGCCUUUAGUAAAAGACAUGAUUGCUAAAAAUUAUAGGCUCAUUGUCUUUGGAUCUCAGAAGCACAAAGAAGAAAGUGAAGGCAUAGCUUAUCAGUGGAACUAUAUGGUUGAAAAUCAAUAUGGUAAGGAUGGAAUGGUUGAGGGAAAAUGUCCCAAACGUAAAGAUUCAUCUGAGCUCAAUGAUAGAAGCAAAUCUUUGGUUUUAAUAAAUCACUUUAGAACAAUUCCAAUCCAAAAAGUCACAUGUAAAGUUAAUUCAGAAGACCUCAUAAAUAUGCUUUCUACUUGUCAUGUUGUGGCUGGUAAUCGCUGGGCAAAUUUUGUUGCGGUUGAUUAUUACAAGAGAAGCGAUGGAGGAGGGUCAUUUCAAGCUGUGGAUAUGUUAAAUGGGAAACUAUUGUGUGGAUGUGAUGAUGUUCAUGCUUGUGCGCUUGGAUAUUCAUGUACAAUAAGAAGCAAAUAAGAAAAUGUGGAAGAUGCCGACAAAAAUAUGAAGGAAGCAUGAAGUAAAUAAAAAGGCCAAUAUUGGUUCUGAAUUUUAGAUCCAAAAUGAAAGAUAACUAAGCUCAAAAGUGUAUUAAAUAAUAUCUAUUAGUAGAUAAAUAUAUAUGUCUUGCUUGAAAAUAAAUAAAAAAAUGUAAUAUGGUGAUGAAAUUUUAUGUGGAUUACCAUCAGUAUCUGACAUAUACUAUCCCACUAGAGCUCAAAUGUGAAUCAGAUAAUUUUUGGAACACA
Molecule: messenger RNA, 1408 nt
Organism: Cicer arietinum (chickpea)
Lineage: Eukaryota; Viridiplantae; Streptophyta; Magnoliopsida; Fabales; Fabaceae
Product: PI-PLC X domain-containing protein At5g67130
Biological process (GO): lipid metabolic process
Molecular function (GO): phosphoric diester hydrolase activity
Source: RefSeq, a predicted model, not a curated record